AUGCCUUCACUGUUUUUAGAUUCACUAAUUUUGGAGAAAAAUAUUCAUAAAACAGGCAUAAGGCUCCAUCGCCAAAUCCCACACUAUCCAGCUCGUAACGAAAAGCAUGCCGCAUACUGUAGCAUCCGCGAAUAUCAUGUGAUGUGUGGCCCAGAAAGACAUUGUGACAAAAGCUGUGAUAAUAUGUACAGUCCACCAAACUGUUACCAUGAUGCGACUAAUCCAAAAUGCUAUUUCCCAAGAUGUCUCUGUAAGGAUGGGUACGUUCGCAAUGCUGCUGGCCACUGCAUACGGGAACAUCAAUGUCCGAACAGAUACAGCGAGCCAAGUAGGAAUUCGAUAGCUGCAAGUUCCAUGACUAUAACUUCUAUUUCUCCAGACCGAGACUGA
Molecule: messenger RNA, 390 nt
Organism: Strongylus vulgaris
Lineage: Eukaryota; Metazoa; Nematoda; Chromadorea; Rhabditida; Strongylidae
Source: the annotation of a GenBank genome assembly